UUGCGAAUUCGCCACAUCCAUCUCUCUCUCUCUCUCUCUCGAGCUCCGAUAUCCAUUUCUUAUCUCCGUCGGUGUGUUCAGAGUUACUGUAUGGAACCGUUGGUUGUAAAGGAGAACAGCGACGUCGGCAACGCGCUCGCUCCUACUUCGUCUUCGCCGAAGAAGAAGCGACGGAUCGAUCACGCCGAUGGAUCCGCGGGUCGCGCCUGUAACCGCGGCGGGGUCGGCCUAAACAACACCGACGGUAGUGGCGGUAGCGUUGGGGAGACGCGGUUGGACAUGGCUCUUGGUAACUCGAACCAUCAGGAGAUCGAUGAGGAUCUGCACAGUAGGCAGCUUGCGGUUUAUGGGCGUGAGACGAUGAGGCGACUUUUCGCUUCCAACGUACUCAUCUCGGGAUUGCAGGGACUCGGUGUGGAGAUUGCCAAGAAUAUUAUUCUCGCUGGUGUGAAGUCGGUGACCCUUCAUGAUGAAGGAGUGGUUGAGCUGUGGGACUUGUCAAGUAACUUUGUCUUCUCGGAAGAUGAUGUUGGUAAGAACAGGGCUCUUGCUUCUGUUCAGAAGUUGCAGGAACUCAACAAUGCCGUGGCUGUCUCAACUUUGACUGCAAAGUUAACCAAAGGGCAGCUUUCCGGAUUCCAGGCUGUUGUAUUCACAGAUAUCAGUUUUGAGAAAGCAAUUGAAUUUGAUGACUACUGUCACAGUCAUCAGCCUCCUAUUGCCUUCAUCAAGGCUGAUGUGAGGGGCCUUUUCGGGUCUGUAUUUUGUGAUUUCGGACCUGAGUUUACUGUUCUCGAUGUUGAUGGAGAGGAACCCCACACAGGAAUCAUCGCAUCCAUCAGCAAUGAAAACCCUGCAUUUGUUUCGUGUGUUGAUGACGAGAGGGUUGAGUUUCAGGAUGGCGAUCUCGUAGUUUUCUCCGAGGUUGAGGGAAUGACGGAACUGAAUGACGGGAAUCCAAGGAAGGUGAAAAACGUGAAGCCGUACUCAUUUACCAUUGAGGAAGACACAACUAGCUAUGGGUCAUAUGUCAAGGGUGGUAUUGUUACUCAGGUGAAACAACCGAAGGUGUUGCAUUUUAAGCCACUUAGACAAGCACUGAAAGAUCCGGGCGAUUUUCUUUUAAGCGAUUUCUCGAAGUUCGAUAGGCCACCGCUUCUGCACUUAGCUUUCCAGGCACUCGAUACGUUUUUGUCUGAAUCAGGCAGGUUUCCAGUUGCCGGGUCGGAAGAGGAUGCUCAGAAACUUAUAGCAAUAGCAAUUGACAUUAACGAGAGUUUGGGUGAUGCCCGGUUGGAGGAUGUUAACCCGAAACUAUUACGAGCCUUUGCAUUUGGAGCUAAGGCUGUCCUGAAUCCAAUGGCUGCCAUGUUUGGUGGCAUUGUUGGUCAAGAAGUUGUGAAAGCUUGCUCUGGGAAAUUUCAUCCACUCUUCCAGUUCUUUUACUUUGAUUCGGUGGAAUCACUCCCUAUGGAACCCCUUGAUGCAAUCGAAUUUCGACCCCAGAAUUGCCGCUACGAUGCCCAGAUCUCUGUUUUCGGAUCCACGCUCCAAAAGAAACUCGAAGAUGCAAAACUUUUCGUCGUCGGAGCUGGUGCUCUCGGAUGCGAGUUCUUAAAAAACUUGGCUUUGAUGGGUGUUUCAUGCGGCAGUCAAGGGAAACUUACGGUCACUGACGAUGACGUCAUCGAGAAGAGCAACCUCAGUCGUCAGUUUCUCUUCCGAGACUGGAACAUCGGACAGGCGAAAUCCACAGUCGCAUCUACAGCUGCGGUUUCCAUCAAUCCUCGCCUCAACAUCGAGGCUCUGCAGAAUCGUGUCGGCCCCGAGACCGAGAAUGUCUUCGAUGAUGGCUUCUGGGAGAAUCUGACGGUUGUGGUUAACGCCCUCGAUAAUGUCAACGCAAGGCUUUACGUUGAUUCGAGGUGUGUGUAUUUCCAGAAACCCCUUCUCGAGUCGGGAACCCUCGGCGCGAAGUGCAACACGCAGAUGGUUAUCCCUCACCUAACCGAAAACUACGGCGCCUCGAGAGAUCCUCCCGAGAAACAGGCCCCUAUGUGCACGGUACACUCGUUCCCGCACAACAUUGACCAUUGCUUGACAUGGGCUCGGUCCGAAUUCGAGGGUCUACUCGAGAAAACUCCCGCUGAAGUUAAUGCCUACCUCUCGAACCCAGCUGAAUACACGAAUUCGAUGCGGAGUGCGGGUGAUGCUCAAGCUCGGGAUACAUUGGGACGUGUCCUCGAGUGCCUCGAGAGAGAAAAGUGUGAUUCCUUCCAAGACUGCUUAACCUGGGCUCGUCUCAGGUUCGAGGAUUACUUUGUCAAUCGUGUGAAGCAACUAAUCUAUACAUUUCCCGAAGACGCCGCCACUAGUACAGGGGCUCCCUUCUGGUCUGCCCCAAAGAGGUUCCCUCGCCCACUCCAGUUCUCUUCUUCCGACGCCAGCCAUCUUAGUUUCGUCGCAGCUGCUGCUAUUUUACGCGCCGAGACAUUUGGGAUUCCGACCCCCGACUUGGUCAAGAACCCGAAGGAACUGGCGGAGGCCGUGGACAAUGUGAUAGUGCCCGAUUUUGAGCCGAAGAAAGAUGCAAAGAUUGUGACGGAUGAGAAGGCUACAACGUUAUCUACAGCUUCGGUAGAUGAUGCAGCAGUAAUCGACGAGAUGAUCGGGAAACUCGAGCAGUGCAGGCAGAGCUUGUCUCCAGAAUUCAGGAUGAAACCGAUUCAAUUCGAAAAGGAUGAUGAUACGAACUACCACAUGGACAUGAUAUCGGGGCUAGCGAACAUGAGAGCGAGGAACUACAGUAUUCCCGAGGUGGACAAGCUGAAAGCAAAAUUCAUUGCGGGAAGGAUCAUACCCGCGAUUGCGACCUCGACCGCCAUGGCGACGGGACUCGUCUGCCUCGAGCUCUACAAGGUCUUAGAUGGAUCACACAAACUGGAAGACUACCGAAACACAUUUGCGAACCUUGCCCUACCGCUAUUCUCGAUAGCGGAGCCAGUUCCGCCGAAAGUGAUCAAUCACCGUGACCAGAGCUGGACGGUGUGGGAUCGAUGGGUCGUUCGGGGUGACCCGACGCUGCGGGAACUUCUCGGGUGGCUGCAGGAGAAAGGGCUAAACGCGUAUAGCAUAUCGUGCGGGAGCUCGCUGCUCUUUAACAGCAUGUUUCCGAGGCACAAGGAGAGGAUGGAGAGGAAAGUAGCGGAUCUCGCUCGGGAUGUCGCUAAGGUCGAGAUCCUGACUUACCGACGGCAUUUAGACGUCGUGGUGGCUUGCGAGGACGACGACGAUAACGACGUGGAUAUCCCUCUGGUGUCUGUUUACUUCGGCUGAGGAAAUUUACCGUUAAAUCUCUCUGUAUGUUGCGUGAGAGAUAGUUAUACUUUGAGGCUUUUGGUUUGGAGUGGAAAAAAGGGGAGGAAAAUACUAAACCAUUUUGUUGGUUAUAAUCGCUCGGGGUGCAAAAUGAAAAUGUUCCACCAAAUCCGUUGUGUCAUAUCUUUUUAGCUUAUAUUUUACUGGUUAUUUUUAAA
Molecule: messenger RNA, 3536 nt
Organism: Tarenaya hassleriana
Lineage: Eukaryota; Viridiplantae; Streptophyta; Magnoliopsida; Brassicales; Cleomaceae
Product: ubiquitin-activating enzyme E1 2
Exons: 7
Coding region: 91-3336 (1081 amino acids)
Biological process (GO): protein ubiquitination; DNA damage response; ubiquitin-dependent protein catabolic process
Cellular component (GO): cytoplasm; nucleus
Molecular function (GO): ubiquitin activating enzyme activity
Source: RefSeq, a predicted model, not a curated record